UCGCGGCACACGGCCUGGUUGCGGUCUCCAGGAAAAUAACUUGUUUUGUUCUUGAUCUCUAGGUUGUAGAGUGGUUUGGAAAAUUCACGCCUUGGAAGUGGAAUCCUGGUGAAACCGAUCGCGAUUUGGCCACAUUUAUUGCGCCGCUGAAUUGAGGAUCAAGAGACUUUACCAAGCAUCGCGUGAUUUCAAGGACUUUGGCGGAGGUGCGACAUCGAAUGGGAGUCGCCAUUGAAGGGGCUCAGCGUUGGGGUUGAUGAUCGAAGGUGGAUCGGACUUGUGCGUUGAGUUUGGGAGCGAGGAAAAAGGCGGUAAAAUGAGCGCGGCGACUCCUGUCUCGGUCCAGCUUUCCCUCUCCGAUGGCCAAGUCAAACGAGAAGACCGCAGCCGCAGCCGCGCGCCCGCGCAAACCCAGGAAAAGGCUCUCGACCAACCGCUUCGAGAACGGACUCUUCCUCCAUUCCAACCCGCCUCGAGCACUCUCGAUGCAACUAAGUGAGAUCAGACGUUGGAUCAGGGCGGGAGAUUUAGACAAAUUAGAAAAUGUUAUACUGGAUGGUCAAGGACAGAAACUUCUCAGCGAAUUUUCCAGCGAUGUGCGGACACAGGAAUUCCUCAAGACAGUGCCGGCUUAUAUGGCACGAUUGGACAUCCUGCACGAGAGCGUGGCUCGCGGACGGUUGUGGGACGUGAAGCUCCUGCUGGGGAGCAAAGGGGAGGGCGACAACUUGAGCAAGAACGCGGCGCGCCUCGUCCUCUCCAAAGACAGAUACGGCCUCGGCCUCCUCCACAAGGCCGUCAAGAGAGCCGAUCUCCAGACCAUCGACUGGCUCAUCGAAAACUAUCCCAACGUCAUCCACGUCCGAGACAAGGACCGGAGGACGGCACUCCACUUCUGCGGCGUGAGCGGGGACCCGGAAGGGACGUGGCGACGCCUCGCCGACGCCGGAGCCGACCCAGCCGCGCUCGACGCCUUCGCCAGGACGCCCGCCUUCUACAUGCACCGCCCGGACCAGUUCCACGCUCACCAGCCCCGCAGAUACGCGCACCAACACACACAGCCCAACAACAAAAACCUCAAACACAAUGUGCCAAUCCAAGUACGACCAGCUAACAUUCGGACAUGGAUUCACGAUCAGAAUCUCGGGAAGUUGAAGCGAGUCCUAUGGGAAGGACAAGGAGACAAACUCAGGAUGGAAACUAGCGCGCAUCCGGCAGUGCGAAAAUUUUUAGCCGCUGUUCCCUACAUCAUGGGCAUAAUAAAAGACACGCAUCAUGCCACGGUCCAUAACAACCUUCAAAUGCUGAAGAGAAAGACUGCCGAUCCGGUGCCUCCAGAGAUUUUGCUCAGUAAAGACACCAACGGUCUGAACCCCUUGCAUAAAGCAGCGGGCCUAGGAUUCACAGAUGUGGUGCGGUAUAUAGUUGAUAGAUGCCCAGAAGCAGUGACCCGACUAGACAACGAAGGAAGGACGCCCCUUCACUACGCUGCAAUUCAGAAAGAUGGCCAACAAAUUUUCAACAUGCUUCAGAACGUUGGAGGAGAUCAAAAAAUUUUCGAUAGCAGGGGCAAAACUGCGAGUUACUACAAGCUGAAGCCAAACGAGUUGGACAUGAAACUCCUGCAGACGAUUCCCUCUGCACCGCGCAACUCGAGUGUGAUGCCCUCCGGGUGGAGCUGGGAGCUGUUCAACGAUUGGGAAUCCGGACCGUCGACCCACAGCAACAGCCAAAAAUCGGAGGACUCGACUUUCAAACCAGAGGACGCUUCUCAAAAUGACAUUUCUGAUUAUAAAAAUGAGCCUGAAUCAAAUGGACUUCACCUUUCGGAUACAAAUGGAACUCAAGUAAAAGACAAAGAGAUGACAGUCGACGAAAAUCGAUACGGGGACUCGAAUAACAAUGAAACAAACUCGGAGCAUAAAGCAUUAGAUAAAUCGUUAGAGUUGCAUGCACUAGAAGGAAUCAGCCAUAAGUCCAAUACUUCUUCGAGGAUCAAGGCACGUGACUCCAGUAAUAUAAAUCUCAAAAAAGAUACCCCGGCAGACGUUAAUGGAAAAAUUUCUGCUUUGCACGAAAGAAUAUCUAAAAGCAUAUCAUCAAAUGACUCGGGAAAUCGAAGAGGCACCAACACGCACGGAGGUCACAGUGACUCUGAGACUAGCCUGAAUGAAUCGGAAAAAGAGAGAUUUGUGAAGCUGGAAGAUGAAUUUCGGGAUGAACACAUUAAAAAUGUAAGUAAAGAAAAUUCUGAGAACAAUAACAUAAUCGUGCUACCCCCGCCGGCUGAUAUGAAUACUGAUAAGCAAGAAGACAACGAAGAGGACUCAAAAAGUGGUGACAGACAAAAUGAUGCGAAUAAGCCAAACGACAGUCCUAAAAAAGAGACAGUUCAAAAUGUUCAAGAUUCAGAAAAUUCUGAUGUUUCUGUGUAUAAACGUAGGCAAUCUGCUACACAUGACGGGUCCCCGUCGCCUAAAAAAGAAAACACUUUGGAAGAUAAUAAUAAUAACAAUACGGAGGGAAAAAAGUCACCUGCCCAAGCUACUGAAGACGAGCACGAUCAUGGCGAAUUGCAUAAUCUGCCGAAUGAAGGGGCAAACACUCGGUCACAUUUGCAUAAACAUCCGAAUGAAGGGGCAAAUACGCAGUCAAAUUUGCAUAGCCAUCCCAAUGAAGGGACCGAGGAGCAUUCUGAUUCGCAGGACACUCCGACCGAAGAUAAUGGACCGACGAGAGAAGAGAAUCUCCUCAAAAUCGUGGACGACGAACUGCGAGAGAACCAGGAGCUGACGAGCCAAGUUUUCGAGAGCGUGAAGAAGAAGCAAGGUCCCGAGUCGGAGGAGCUGGCGGAGAUCACGAGUAACUCGACGAGAUAUCGGAGUAUCUCCGCGAUACCGCCCGCACCGCCGAUAGGCGAGACCGUCGUGCGGGAGUUCGACAACGGGGUGGAGAUGACCGACAGGGAGGAGGUCACCGAGGAGCUGGAGAAAGCCUCCCUGGAGAGUAGGCAACACGCGCAGCAGCUGGUCCAAGAGGCCGACCUCGAGAAGUUGGCCGAGAUGGUGCUCAGCGGCCAGGGGACCGCUCUCCUCGGACUCACCAGCCAAGACCCACGCGUCAACUCUUUCCUCGAGGCUGUGCCGUCGUACUUGCGGACGAUCGACUCGGUGCAUAAAGCAUGCAUGAGGGGGGACCUGCGCGGGCUGGGCCUGGCGUUGACGCGGCGGAACCUGGCGGUGGCCCGCGACGGCGAGGCCUACUUCAAGCCGACCCCGCUCCACGUGGCCACGCUCUUCGAGCACGGCCAGCUCCUCGAGUACCUGGCCGCCCGCUUCCCGGAGACCCUCCACGCCCGCGACGCCAAGGGCCGCACCGCCCUCCACUACGCCGCCACCCUCCCCGAUCCACAGCACCGACUCUACCAAGCCCUCCUCCGACUCGGCGCCGACCCCACGCUCCCCGACGAGGAGGGUUACAAUCCAGAUCAGUACCUGAAAAAUCGACAUCUACUGCAGCAUUCUUAUCUCAUGGAGAUUUAUCGAAGACAAAACGCAGCUGAGAAAAAUGAAACUCAAGACUCCGAGGAGAAAAAACCUCCGACGCCGAAGCGACCUCCGUCGAUCGGAAACUUGCAAAUUUUCGGGGCGGAAGACGGACGAUAUCUAUCGCAAACUGUAGGGGGUCCUUUGAUUAAAGGUCUCACCGAAGUUGUCAACGUCCGCCCUAAGAAUCCGGUCAAGUAUCUGGGAAACUUCUUGGUAAACUACGAAGAAAAGUCUGGAGACACGGAUGAGAAACUGCAAAAAGGUCGCUUCGAGAUCGUGGCGAGCACGUCGAGGCCAGCAAUUAUGAGCAGCGCCGAUAAAAACAAGGGUUACAACCUCCAGAAGAGUAAAAGCUCGUCCGGAUUGAAAUCUCCGACUUCGUCUCACUCCAUUCAGAUCAGAUCAAACUUCAAUCCAAUCGCCAGGGAUGAGUUCGGGCAAUCGAUGGUGCACUUGGCAGCGGCCCGACCGCACAGCCGCAACGCUUUCUACGAGCUCCUCAUCGAGUUGGACUCCAAUAUCAGCCUCCGGGAUGCGCUCUAUCGCACCGCAAGGGACAUCGCCGUCCUAGCCAGCAAAAUCGAGAAUGCAGUUUCCAUCGACAAAUACGUUCUCUAUCUUGUAGCUAAAGGUGAGAUUGAUAAGCUGAGAGAACUGAUGUUGGAUGGCUACGAUCAUUUGGCCGAUCUAGAAACGCCUGAGCCGCCACAGAAAGUUGCAGAGGACCGAGGACACGAGGCCGUAGUUGCAUUAUUUGACAACAUCAAGUCCUUCCAGGAAAAGAGGGACGCGUUCCACGGAGCGAUCCGCGUGGGCGACGAAGCCAAAGUGGAGGAGAUGGUCAAGGAGAAUCCGGGGACGAUCCGGGAUCUGGCCGUCGCCAAGAACAUCCAAAGCAGAUGCAGCUUGCACGUGGCUCUCUUGGCUCAGGCAGAGGACAUCGUCAAAUUCCUCGUCGAAAGAUUCCCCCAAACCUUGAGGAUCGGUGACAAUUUGGAACGGACGCCACUUCACUACGCAAUGGCCUUGAACAAAGUGGAGAUGGUGAGCAACAUUCUCAUUCAAGCCGGAGCAGAGAGAGUUGCCAAGGAUUUGAAAGGACGACAGCCGAGCUAUUACUUCAUGAAUAAGUCUGACAUACACGAGCUUCAAGAGGAAGAGAAACAGCUCAGAGAACAGCCGGAAGAGCAGCCUCCUGAGGGAUAAACAUGUUUUGAUCCGACAUGAUGCAUGGAAGUUCAGCAUCUUUGUUUAACCGAUUGGAAAAAAAGUCAAUAAAAAAGAGGGGGGAAAUGUUGGCAUUUGACUGUGAUACAUAAGUUUAAGAAAUAAAGUUUGUUUGUUGAAUA
Molecule: messenger RNA, 4897 nt
Organism: Bemisia tabaci
Lineage: Eukaryota; Metazoa; Arthropoda; Insecta; Hemiptera; Aleyrodidae
Molecular function (GO): protein binding
Source: RefSeq, a predicted model, not a curated record